UGCCAGGUUCAGUUCAGUGUGACUGUUGGGGUUGCCUGCUUGCUCUACUUGCGCACCUGCCAGCCUCUCUCUCUCUCACCAGCCCCAUGGCGCAUUCCCAGAUGCCUUGCCCUCUCGUCGUCCUUUGCUCCCUCCUGAUGCUGCCCACGGUGCUACUGCAGGUGGGAGUGCCAGGGGGUCUUUCCCCCGCAUCUGUCACAGAUGAGGGGGUGCAGAACGCUGCCGCCUUUGCCGUGGAGCAGUACAACGAGCGCAGCGACAACACCAACUAUUUCAAAGUGCUGCGUAUUGUGAAGGCAGAGACCCAGGUGGUUGCAGGCGCAAAAUACUAUCUUACGGUGGAGAUAGGGGAAACCGUGUGUGAAAAGAGCAACGGGCCAAUGACGUACAGCGAAAUCCAGAACUGUGAACUCCUUCCACAAGGGAAGAAACUAACCUGUAACUUUGAAGUCUGGUCCCGUCCUUGGCUGAAUGAAAAUCAGGUGACAAGCAUGAGCUGUUUCUAAUCUGGGUGACUCAGGUGGACCUCACCUGCCGAGACCGACGUGGGCAAAUGAUUCUGAGAGCGUCUAGCAGCCAAGCGACCUCUUGGGUGCAGCUUAGUGUCUUCCAACAAGAUCCCAUGUAUGGCCGUUCGCAAAUCAUGAAUGAAAUGGUUCAUUUAAGUCCAAAUUCAAGUUUUCUGAGUUUCUGAAAUGGUUCCGUGACAUACAUGGGGGCCUUUUCUCGCUUCUCAGUUCUAUCCUCUGUUCUAUAAUUUUCAUCUUCGAGAAGGCAAAUCAAUAUUUUGUUAAUUCAGCUAGUCUUAAUAAAGCGAUCAUCACUUGUU
Messenger RNA from Crotalus tigris (Tiger rattlesnake), 829 nucleotides. Its product is annotated as cystatin-1-like. NCBI's taxonomy places the organism in Eukaryota, Metazoa, Chordata, Lepidosauria, Squamata, Viperidae. The transcript is spliced from 3 exons. The record is from RefSeq and is a predicted model, not a curated record. Bases 87 to 506 code for a protein of 139 amino acids. Gene Ontology annotation, molecular function: cysteine-type endopeptidase inhibitor activity.